AUGGGUGCUACUAACUCAAGAGCUGAAAAGAAUGAAGCUUUAUGUAUGUGUAAAGAAAGAAAACGGUUCAUCAAGGUGGCUAUUGAUUCUAGAUAUGAUUUAGCUGCUUCGCAUGUUUCUUACAUUCAAUCUCUUAGAAAUGUUGGUAUAGCUUUAAGAAGAUAUGCUGAAGCUGAGGUGCUUGUAGAGUCUUCUUUAUCGAUUUCUGAUAAAACGCCUUCUUAA
Molecule: messenger RNA, 225 nt
Organism: Lathyrus sativus (Indian pea)
Lineage: Eukaryota; Viridiplantae; Streptophyta; Magnoliopsida; Fabales; Fabaceae
Source: the annotation of a GenBank genome assembly